AGGCUCCUCAAACUAUGGUUGUUUCCCCCUCAGCCGCUUCCACUGAUGCGAAACGCCUGAGAGGGAACAAUUUUGGCGGGAAAAGACAACCCGCCGAGACCGAGAAGCGGGAAAAGCCAAUCAGAGACGAUUCCCCUCCCCUCCCCCCUCCCUCCCCCCGCCUUGCGGCAGCGCACGUCCCGUGACGUCAUCGCUCCUCGCCUAGCGCCACGUCCUGGCAAGCGCGGCGCAGGCGCAGUGAGGAGGCCGCUGAGGCGGCGGCCGGCGCGGGAGUGGGAAGAUGGCCUUCACGCUGUACUCGCUGCUGCAGGCCGCGCUGCUCUUCGUCAACGCCAUCGCGGUGCUCCACGAAGAGCGCUUCCUCCGCAGGAUCGGCUGGGGAACAGACCAAGGUAUCGGAGGAUUUGGAGAAGAACCGGGGAUUAAAGCACAAUUAAUGAACCUUAUCCGAUCUGUACGAACAGUUAUGAGAGUGCCGUUAAUUGGCGUGAACAGCGUAACGAUUGUGUUGCUUCUCUUGUUUGGUUGAAGACGGCCUCUUCCAAGCAGCUGGCUGAUCGUCCGGAAGAAACAGACUGCAGAUCCCGUCGGCAUUGUGUUCCAUAGGAUCUGAUUGGGCUUGGCUGUGGAGAUUGCCCCCCCCUUUCUCAAUAAAGGCACCCUUUGUAUUUAUUGCAUUCCUGGAUAGUCACUCCCAUUUAAUUCAGCCAGAAAACUUGAGUUCGUGCAGAAGUGCUGUAGAUAUAUCCCAAACUGGAAACAUUUCCUCACUUGACUUUUAAUAGUAUCAAGUGUUUACAGUAUGCCUUGUACCAUAUUGUAAUAGUUGCUUGAAGGUGCUGUUUCCUUUGUUGCUCAGGACUGUGUGGGUUAAAGGCUGAGCUUUCUUUCAGUAAUAAUGACCACAUGAACAAACAAGACUAACGGUAUGUGCUUUGAUGAGCCCAAAGCAAACAACCGGGCCACAGUCUGCAUAGCAAAUGUCAUUGAAAUGGAAAUUUCGGCUGUUGGCACGUGCACAGGAUGUCUUUCAAUAGAACUGAAUGGCUGACUAUUUUUUACAUACCAGUGACAGGUUAAGAGGUAAACAGAUGUGUUUUAAAAUCUAUUAUAUCUUGUAAGUGCUGGUCAAAAUUUAAAAAGAAUAGAUUUAAAGAGACGAAAAGACAUAAUUCCUCAAAGAUCCUUGAGCAAGUAAAGUUCUUUUUAUAAUGUU
This is a messenger RNA of Heteronotia binoei (common prickly gecko), 1216 nucleotides long. RefSeq names its product immediate early response 3 interacting protein 1 (gene IER3IP1). Gene Ontology annotation, cellular component: Golgi membrane; COPII-coated ER to Golgi transport vesicle; endoplasmic reticulum membrane. The record is from RefSeq and is a predicted model, not a curated record. NCBI's taxonomy places the organism in Eukaryota, Metazoa, Chordata, Lepidosauria, Squamata, Gekkonidae. The transcript has 3 exons. Bases 281 to 529 code for a protein of 82 amino acids. Gene Ontology annotation, biological process: endoplasmic reticulum to Golgi vesicle-mediated transport.